Molecule: messenger RNA, 3519 nt
Organism: Hemicordylus capensis (graceful crag lizard)
Lineage: Eukaryota; Metazoa; Chordata; Lepidosauria; Squamata; Cordylidae
Product: WAP four-disulfide core domain protein 3-like
Exons: 9
Coding region: 1-1167 (388 amino acids)
Biological process (GO): antibacterial humoral response; innate immune response
Cellular component (GO): extracellular region
Molecular function (GO): peptidase inhibitor activity
Source: RefSeq, a predicted model, not a curated record
AUGGUGUCCCAGGCCCUCUUCCUUCUCCUGGGGCUCAUCGGAUCGGUGGCCAAGCAUGGGCUGGGAGCUGCCACAGGAACUAGAAGUCCUUGGUUCUCCCCUCCUGCCUCUGGCCCAGAGAAGGCUGGCCAGUGUCCAGCUGGAAGAGUCCAGGCUGUGCCUCCCUCCCGGGUCUUCUGCCUCUCGGAUGCCUCCUGCCCUGGGAGUGAGAAGUGCUGCAACCUUGGCCUGAUGAGGAUCUGCGUGCAGCCUGCAAUGGUGGGCCCCGGCUACUGCCCAAAGCUCUGCUCAGCCACGGAGGAGCCCUGUUUGGUGAGCUGCCUGGACGACUCCUGGUGCGGCCCAGGGGAGAAGUGCUGCCAAGAUGACUGCCACGUUCACUGUGUGCUGGCAGAGCCUGUUAGGCCUGGCUCUUGCCCAAGGACCAGAGUGUUGUCGGCCAGCACACCCUGCCCGGACCAAUGUGAUGACGACAGGAGCUGCCCUGAGGGCCAGAAGUGCUGCUUCACGGGCUGCAGCCUUCAGUGUGUCAGCCCCUGGGCAGAGGAUCCCCCGGCAUGCACAGAGGCCGUGUCCCGCGCAGCUGUUCCGAAGACGUGCCCGGACCUCUGCCUGGCUGACACCGACUGCUCAGGGGACAGGAAGUGCAGCCCCACAGACUGUGGCUUCCAGUGCACAGAGCUGCUGCCUGCAGAGCGGCCUGGGGUGUGUCCUGAGGCUUCCCAGGGGCCCCUGGAGUUCUGCCAGGAUUGGUGUAGCACGGACAGCGAGUGCCCCGGAGCCAAGAAGUGCUGCAGCAGGAAUGGCUGUGGCCGCAUCUGUGCAGAACCGCGCAGGGUGAAGCCUGGAGUGUGUCCCUUGCUGCUCAGGGGCUCUCUGGGGCCCUGCCCAGGCUCGAUGCGGAAGAACUGCAGUGACGACUUGGACUGCCCAGCGGCAGAGAAGUGCUGCUCGACCGGCUGCAGCUACGCCUGCACGGAGCCCGAGGAAGUGCGCCCAGGGGCCUGCCCCCCCAGUGCUGCAGAGAAGAGGCCCUUGGAGUGUUCCGCUGCUGCUGCGGCCGCCACCCCCACCACCUUCUGUGUCAAGGAUGCGGAUUGCCCCCAGCCAGAGGAGAGGUGCUGCCGGCGGCACUGCGGCUGGGUCUGCCUGGCUCCUGCUUCGUAGCUUCCCGCCUCAGGGCUCGAGUCACAGAUGCAGUGAUCACAGAAUCCUCACACAGUACAAAGCUCACAUAGAGCCAGUGGACUUAUGGACUGACUGAAAUGUAUUUAUCUGAAACUGGCACAGGAACAGCAAAUGUCAUGACUGUCAUCUUCAGAUUAUAAUGUUCAGCACUUAUGCAAAGCCCAAAGGGAAUCAGUACACUUUUGACACGCUCUUUGAAAAGCGAGUGGCCCACACAUGGCCCAGGGUGACACGAGCGGCGUUUCCUGUCGCCACUGCUGCAGGCAUCUCGGGAAGCACAAGUGCACAAACCCUGCAGUUCCAUCCCACAGCUCGGAAACACAACUGGCUUGGGACGGCUUCAAGUAUGUGCCUUCCUGGGGCCUGCCUUGUGCCAGACUUCUGGGGCUUCCUUAGAUGCCCGCAGCGGUGCGGGGCGAUCAGAAACACCCAUGUAAUUGCCACACAACUUGUGGACCACUAAUAAUAAAUGGCAGUAAUGACCGCAUGGAGAAACUUGGAAGUGUUGAAUGAACUGGAAACAGAGACAGAAUUCAGUGUCAGCUCCCCCAGCUAUUUGUGAGAUGUCCCACUGCAAGUCCUGCAGAAGCUGGUUGGCAGCACACUCUGCAACCGAAGCUUUGUUGUGUUGGUGUGAACCUUCAGCCACAGUCAAGGAGCAGAGGAGGAGAUCAACUCAGUUUUGCACCUGAGUAUGGAGGCAUGGCUGCUUUUUCUCCUCACCUCGGAGCAACACCGUUCUUCCCCCAGGGCUUCAGCCGCUGGGCUAUAAUGAGAAAUCACCCAAUUGCUUAUAACUGGGUUGUUUCUUCUCAGAACAGGUUAAAUACCACAAGUAUCGUAGAUCCUGGUGAAGCCAUUAUGCCACCCAAAUUUCAACUAGAUAGCUCAGAGUGUUUCUGUUGGGGCACACUUUAAAGUUUUGGGGCUUGACUUCCAGCCAUUCAAAUCUAACUGCAUUAAUUUUUUUUUUUAAAUCGCUAGGGCGUUUUUCACACAACAGCCUUUACCGUGUGUUUACUGGGAGGCUUUACUGCAAACUCAAAAAGUGGAUUUGUUUUUUACCCAAUAUAAAUCGGGCUCCACUCUAACGUGCAGUGAAAACCCCGAAUGGUGUGUGAGCUGCUCCCCGAUAACUUGCUGGGACUUCAGGGUAAAUCUGGCCAUUAUGUGACCGCACCCCCUCCAUUCCGGAGGAGGAGAUGCCAGCUAAAAGCCCUGGGUGAGAAAACGGCACCGGUCUCCCAAAGAAGUGAGAAGGACCCAAGUUGCUAACGCCUGCUUUGAAGUGGUUCCUGGUGGAGCUGUGGUUGAUCCACUCAUCUGCACAGAAAGAGAGAGGGAGGGAGAUGGGGACAGAUGAACAAGUAGAGGGAAGGGGGGGGCAAUUCUUUCUCUAAGGUAAAAGGAGCCAAAGAAGGCCUUUUAAAAGUCUCACGCCAGGGAGAAUCAGAAGCAAAGUGAGAGCAGGCGGGCUGGGAGGCGGUGUCCAUGGGAGAUGUCCCUCCCCCACCCCGCAUAUGUCACCAUCUAUGCAGCUGUGCUCUGGCCCAUCCACUCCGUGCCUCCAGACACAAUAUUUUACCCUUUUGCGAUCAAGUUAGACAAACAGUAGUUGGAAAAGACAUGGGUAUUUCACACAUUUUCAAGCUAAUCCUGCAAAAACGAAAAGCAAUGUGCCAAAUGUUCUCUGGACAGCCCACAAUAUCACCCACAAGAAUCAACAGUAAUGUUAGACUAAACCAUUGUCUGUAUCAAGGCUGAGCAAACAUGCCCCUGCCCCGCUGUUGUUGAACUACAACUCCCAUAAUCCCCAGUCACAAUUAUUGUGGCUGGGGAUGAUGGGAGUUGUAGUUCAACAACAGCUGGAGGGUCAGGUUUGCCCAGCCCUGGUCUAGAUGGGCCUAUUUCAGAGGUUCCCAACCUGUAAUGCUCCAGGUGUUGCUGAACUACAACUCCCAUCAUCCCCAGCUACAAUUUAUUGUGGCUGGAGAUGAUAGAAGUUGUAGUUCAGCAACUUCUGGACUACCACAAGUUGGGAACUAUGAUCUAUUGUAUUGGAGAGCUGCCUUGAGGGUCUUUUAAUAAAUAGCUAAGGUCAUAAAUAAUAUCCUAGGAAGAGCAUGGGAUUUGCAGAGUCCUAGGUGCAUAGAAUUGCAGCCAAGCCAUUAAUGGAAAGGGUUCAAUGGGGGGAAACCGUUUCUGGAAGUGAUAACUCCUGUCUGCUAACUGAGCAAAAGGGCUGCUCUUAAACUGGGUACUUUCCAGAUUAGACCCUGCAAUGGGGUCAUGUCGGAUCUCUGAAGUGUGCUUCCACACUUCCUGCAUCGU